UCCUGAUGACAACAGUGCUCACAUGGUCAGUUUGGAAGGUGCUGUUGCUGCUGUGCUUGAAGAACUCCGGACUGGAUCGUAUUCAGAAAGUUGUUGUUUUUUAAAAAAGUUAAUGUGAACUCGCGAAAAUGGGAAAGAAGAAAACUGGCGGCGGAGGCGCUGGAUUAGGCAGGGCUUUAAUAAAGGAGAGGCAACUGGCAGGUCGGGGCAACAGAGCAGAUUCCUGGCUCCACACCAGUGAACUGAAUGAUGGGUACGACUGGGGCCGUCUGAACCUGCAGUCAGUCACAGAGCAGAGCUCUCUGGAUGAAUUCUUAGCUACAGCUGAGCUAGCCGGAACAGAGUUUGUUGCAGAAAAGCUCAACAUCAAGUUUGUUCCUGCUGAAGCCAGAACAGGUUUACUGACACCAGAAGAGAGCAAGAGGAUUAAAAAGCUUCAUGAAGAGAACAAGCAGUUUCUCAGAAUACCUCGCAGACCACACUGGGAUGAGAAUACGACUGCAGAGGCUCUGCAGCAGGCAGAGAGAAACAACUUUCUAGAGUGGAGGCGACAGCUGGCCCAGCUAGAAGAGGAGCAGAAAUUGAUUCUUACUCCUUUUGAGCGGAAUCUGGACUUCUGGCGCCAGCUAUGGAGAGUGAUAGAGAGAAGUGAUGUUGUGGUUCAGAUUGUUGAUGCCCGAAACCCUUUGCUAUUCCGAUGCCUUGAUCUGGAAAGCUAUGUGAAGGAGGUGUCAGGGGAGAAGGAGAACAUGCUGCUGAUUAACAAGGCGGACCUGCUGACUCGAGAGCAGCGCAGCGCCUGGGCCAGAUACUUCGAGAGACAGGGAAUCAGGGCCGUAUUCUGGUCCGCCCUGGCUGAGGGGGCCCGGCUAGAUGCCGAAGAGAAGGGUGAGGAGCUUGAUGGGCUCGAGGAAGAGCCAAGUGACGGCGAGGGAGGAGAGGUGGGUGAGGAUGAAGCGGAGGAAGAGGAGGAUGGGGAGACAUUUGAGGACUGUGUGGAGGAAGGAGACUGGCAGACCUGCUCCGAAGACUCCGACUCCCCUGAGCAGGACAGUGAGACUGUGUCCUUCCACACCGAAGCUUCUCAAAGGAAAGCAAUCCAGAACUCCAGCCGUCUGCUGCGCAGAGACCAGCUGCUGGACAUCUGUAAAUCAACACACACUGGGACCAGCAUCAAGGAGGGACAGAUUACUGUGGGUUUGGUGGGGUAUCCUAAUGUUGGGAAGAGUUCAACUAUCAACACCAUUCUCCGAAAUAAGAAAGUUUCUGUUUCGGCCACUCCUGGACAUACAAAGCACUUUCAGACUCUCUUUGUGGAGCCUGGCCUGUGUCUAUGUGACUGCCCUGGGCUGGUCAUGCCUUCUUUUGUGUCCACCAAAGCUGAGAUGAUAUGUGCUGGGAUCCUGCCCAUUGACCAGAUGAGAGACCACGUGCCACCCAUCUCUUUGGUGUGUCAGCAUGUACCACGCUACGUCCUGGAGGCCACCUAUGGGAUCAACAUCACCCUCCCUCAAGAGGGGGAAGACCCAGACCGCCCACCCACGGCUGAGGAGCUGCUGGUGGCUUAUGGCUAUAUGAGGGGGUUUAUGACUGCUCAUGGACAGCCAGACCAGCCCCGGUCAGCUCGAUACAUCCUAAAGGAUUACGUCAAUGGGAAGCUUUUGUAUUGUCAUCCUCCUCCCCACAUUGAUGCCAGGGACUUUCAGCCUCAACACAACAAGUUUCAAAAGCAGGAAGCAGACAACAGUCAGAGCUCAUCAAGGACAGGAAACAGACGGCAGAAAAUCAAGCGAAUUGAAAACGUGGUGGAUAAAAACUUCUUCCAUCAGGAGAACGUGCGUGCACUAACGAAAGGUGUCCAGACGGUGAUGGGCUACAAACCUGGGAACAUCUCGGCUGUGCCGGGAUCUGCUGACAGUACAGUGGGGAAACCCUGGAAGAAACACGGCAAUAGAAACAAGAAAGAAAAGAUUCGCAGACUCAACAAACAUCUGGACGCCUGACCUUUCACUUUAUCAGCUGUAGAACUGCUGAGCUCUGGGAAUAGCAACAGGAUUGUUAUCCAGGGCUCUUAAGUCUUAAGUAAUUUGUACAAAAUGUUUAUAAACUAACAUGAAUUAUCCACCAAAUAAAAGCAAUAAUAUUCAUCUUA
This is a messenger RNA of Lepisosteus oculatus (spotted gar), 2152 nucleotides long. RefSeq names its product large 60S subunit nuclear export GTPase 1 (gene lsg1). Lineage: Eukaryota; Metazoa; Chordata; Actinopteri; Semionotiformes; Lepisosteidae. The record is from RefSeq and is a predicted model, not a curated record. Gene Ontology annotation, cellular component: cytosol. Gene Ontology annotation, biological process: ribosomal subunit export from nucleus. Gene Ontology annotation, molecular function: GTP binding; GTPase activity.